AUGUUUGUGCACAAAGCAGUGGUUUUCAACCUGGGCAAUAUUGUCCCAGGAGAGAAAUUUGUCAAGGUGAACAAUACACAGCUCACAAAUGAAAAGCAUGCAGAAGAGAAACCUAUUAAUGCUAUCAUUAUAAAUUCAGUAUCCGAAUUCAGUAUCACAGAUGGACCAGCCCAGGAAAGCCCCAAUGAGAAAAACCUGUCAGGAUCGAGCACUUCACUCUCCUCCCUUGAAGAAUGCCAAACGAAAUUUCCCUACCUCCAAACUAAUACUUCAGUUCAUCGGAGAGAUGCUGAUGAGGAGUGUGCCUCCCUGAUCCUCACCUGUCUCUUUUGCCAGUUCUGGGACUGCCUCCUCAAGCUCCCUGACACAUGUGAAACGGUGUGCAUCAACCUGUGCUGCCCCUCUCACAGGUACUACUCUGCCUCAGAUGAGAACCAUCCACGCAAUGAUUGCAACUUGACCUGUGACAUGGACUGCAGCCUCUUUGAAUCUUGCCAUGAGACCAGUGAGUGCCUGGAGCUGGCCAUGGAGAUAUCAGAAAUCUGUUACCGCUAG
Molecule: messenger RNA, 555 nt
Organism: Phodopus roborovskii (desert hamster)
Lineage: Eukaryota; Metazoa; Chordata; Mammalia; Rodentia; Cricetidae
Gene: Mdfic2
Product: MyoD family inhibitor domain containing 2
Exons: 3
Coding region: 1-555 (184 amino acids)
Source: RefSeq, a predicted model, not a curated record